CGUCUUCUAGCUUUUUUGCUGAUGAUUUUUCUGAUGUCAAAUUGAACAUCAAGCUACGGCAAGUGGUGGCUCUAUUCUUAGGGGUGUAAGGACUUCGGCCGGGCUCUUCGGCUAGGAUCCCACAUCCGCACGCUCGUAGAACUUGCUUGGCCCGCCAGCGCAAACUACCCACCUAGGCAUGCCUAUGUCAAUCCCGUGUUGCCUUGUUACAGCAAAAUAGUCAUCCAACUAGUUACCGUUGAGUUGUUGCAUGCCUUCCCCUUCCGGUUGAAGACAGCUCAUUCAGUGUUGUAGUCGUGUGUAAGUAGGCUUUGAUUGAAACAAGGAAUUUUCCCCUCCUGCCGGUAGUAACACGUUCUUUUUCAUCCUUGAGCCUCUGAAAGGGAAAAGGAAGGAUAUUCCAACCCCGCUAUUCAUAUCAACGCUGGGAUCAUCAUCAAUCACUAUCAAUUGUGGUUAAGCACCCAAAAGCGAUCCAACCUGCAAUCCGCAUGGAGGUUGGCCCCAGCAGCAACGUUCAUCCACCACAUGCCUGAGAAAGUUAAUUUGACACGGUGCGAGAAUAUCAAUUCAUCUGUCUUUGUGUGAACCAUGACUGCGAACCCUUAGCCAUCAGCAACCCCAUUUUCCGUAUUAUUCUCGUCUCAUUUGAUGAAGUCAUGGCCAUCUUCCAACUCAGCCGUGCACACCCCACGCUCCGAUAAAACAAAUUUGUUGGUCUGCAUUUCCAUUAAUGGUUGCCAGAUAGUUUUGCCUGGACAUUCAUGACUGGAGAGAAGACCUCUCAACCAUUGUGAGUCACGGCCAUGCAGUGACCCGUGAGAAAGUGUGUCGGGCUAAAAUUUAGCACCGAUUCAUUCAAAUUCGACUACCAGCAGGGCUGCCGAGAUGAACUCUUUCAUUUUCCAACUGGGCAAAUACAGCGCCCAUCCUUUCCCAAUUUCUCAAGUUAAACUCGUAUUUGUUCGUCCAAACAGCACUUUUCUUCUAGCUCGGGUUUACGAACUUAGAGAACCCGAUGCGCGGGCCGGCGGAGUGCGGGUGACCUGUGUCUGUCCUGAUCAAUGGCCGCUUUCCCACAAGCAAGGUAUUAGUGGGAUGAUCUGACUCGCCCAGCUGGCAAUGCUUAACAUCGUUUUCGAGGGAGGGGCUAGCGCUGAAACGACGGCCUCCCCAUACAACACCAGUUGUCAGCUACGCGAUUGACUUGUUUAUUGUUUGAAGGAGGGAAAGUUCUGAAAUAUAUUCUUCAUUUGAAUUUCGUUCACGUCCCUUUCGUCUCGAGUCCUGACUACCCGAGCAGCUGCCAAAAUUCCGUCAAUCAAGCUCGGACCUCAAGCCUUGAAUUUUUUUCCCCACUAUGGUAGGGCGAUGUAUGAUGUGCCGUACUGUACGGGUUUUAGCAGGCUUGGUAUUUUGGAUCGUAUCCGUGUAUCGGGAGGCCAUCGAUGGCCACUGAGAUCUGUGAACUAGGCGCUGGGGGGCCAGGCCUAGCUCCUCUCUGCACAAACUCCAACACUCCUGGCCUAUCAACAGGAGCAGAAUUCGAAAAUUUCCAAUUACCCGGAUGCUCCAGGCCGAGGAUUUGUCACGGCCUUGUGAGCCUUGGCAGCAUUUCCCCACAGAGAGUGCUGAUUUGCGUAGCCACAUCUGUGUUAGCACUGAGCCUAGGAUGUCGCAGAGGCAUCUGCUGGUCCAACAACGCCUACAUCUCUAGCUGGAGCGUAUGCCAUUGAAUCUGUCCAGGCCGUACCCGAUGAAUUCCGAUUGCAUUUAUUCGAUAUGUCUCUGUCAGCACUUAAGAAACCUGUGCAAGUGCUUGCUACUAUCAUCAAGAUGUUUUGUACUGUACCAGAACUAAAAAUAGCUUAGUCACCAACAGGAAGCUUGGAAGUAAAUGCCGUUACAAAUACAGCGUACGUACGGGGUACAGAGUACGGAGUACGGAGCUAUUUCGUGGUGUUAUUUUGAUCUUCAUGCAGAGGAAUCCGCACAUCGUAAUAUUGCGCGUGAAUACCAGCCAGGUGCAGCUGCCAAGCUCAUUACCAAACCAGACAGAAUCUUCCAUGGUACCGUCAUAUUACGGAGUCAAAGUAUAUACAGGUAAUCUGAACGUAUCCGUACGGUACGGGCAGGUCUCGCUACCCACCAACGCCUCAGAAGGCAGACUUCUUGAAACCGCUACCCGACAGCAUCACUUUUCUCUCCCGCCAGCAGCAACAGUCACCGUCACGUCAAACUUCUCGCUGGAACAGUCAUUGAUUGACGUUGUGACAGCGCCCUCGUUUUUCUUCACUUUCUCUAUCUCUCGUCUCUCUCGUUCUAGCCCCUCCGCGACUUGCUCCUCUCCCUCCCUCAUCCCUCUCUUCACCAGCGUGUCCGUUCCUUGGCCCACGCCUGCCAAGUGGAUUUGGACCUGGCAGAUCGGAAUCCCUCGUCCAUGCCACGACCAGGAGGCACGGGCAGGAAGACUCAUCACGGAAAUCGACAUGAGAACGGCAUCGCUGUUACCGGGAAAAAGCUCGCCAAGUCAAAGUCAAAUGGCCACCUGAAUGGCAAUCCUAAUAGUGCACAGUUGCCCGCGCCCUCUUCGCACGCCUCAGGCACUCCGUCAGGUCAACCUCAAGCAAUAACGCCUGCCAAGUAUCACGAACUAGGUGGGAUAACGUACUCAACCAAGAUGGAAUCCAACGGGCGGGCUCAAGCAAACGGAUAUGAACAAGUCAGCGCGACCAUGUCGAACGGACACUCGUUCCCACUCGCUUCGACGAACGGAGGAGUCAUGCCAGCAACUGUGUUUGGGGAUCAAACUUCAACAAACGUGGACAAGUCAGCCGGUGGCGCCUCGUCGUUGAAGAAGACAUCGUCGAACAGCUCGGUAAACCCGUUUUCUUUGGCCUCUGCGAUUCUCAAAUCAUGCCCGAUGUACGACACUAUCGCGAUCCUUAUCUUUCUCUUACAAUUGCCUCCCAUCGUCUUGACCCUUGUCCAGUUUUUGUUUGCAUCUUUGACCUUCAUGCCUCCUGCCGGUGUGUCCACGAACGUUUUGACCUCGAAUUUCGACAUUUUCCAGGGCCCGGCCGGAACUCCGUCACUUUCAACUAUGAUCGCCAUGGAUGGAUUCUGUCUCUUGGUUUGGGGUCUGUUUAUGUGGACGUGGGCGCAGAAUUUUGCCAUAGAUCUCGCUCAGGUCCAGGUUGCGAUCACGAUGGGAGGAGGCAGCUCGGGGAAAAAUGAAGGAGUCAAUGCUUUUUGCGUCAUGAUGGUUUUGAUCGUGCACGUCGUUCGGAGUAAAGGUGUUCAGGACUUUGUUAUCAGUUACCUUUUGUCGGCCAAACUUAUAACUACGGAUACGCUCGCUCAAUAUUCCCACCUGGUUCCUCAAGAAUGGCGACGGAAAGAGCCUCCAUCCCCCCCAAGCUGGUUGCGAAGUCUACUUGCUGUUCAUAUCCUUGCACAAGCAGGCACUGCUAUGGCAAGGCGCUCGAUGGCCAAAAACCGCUCUUCCACACCGUCAAAAUCCGGAAGACGAACUGACACGGAAGCAUCUGCCGGUUCCCCAACUCACGUCGAUUCAUCUGCGUUCGAAUCUGCUACGAAUGGUGCGUCUCUUUUAACCCCUGAUGGUGCUGUCAUAGGACCAUCACUACUAAAGGAAAACCGAGAACGACUUUCCAGCGCAAAGAGAAGACGAAGACAAGCGAAUCAAGUGAGAAGUAGACAACCGUUUUGGGCUGCUUUGGCCAGUACCAAAGUCACCGUUAUGCGAGAGUAUGAUCAUUCGCGAAAUGGAACAUGGUCCACUCCUCACCACCCGGUCACUGAGGACGAUGUCGAAGGGCUUCCUUUGAACGAUGGUUUUAUAUGGAUUACACAGGUAGAUAAUUCCUCGAUUAUGUUCGCGGCAAGCGAUUUUGCUCAAGUAGAUGAUGCUAUAUACGAGAAUAGCGAUCAGGAUGUUCGAGGGCAACCUUUUUAUAUCAGAGUUAACGGUGCUCACUGGGCUCCUGUUACUCUUUCUAGAGUACGUAAGAACCCAGACGAACCCUCGCUUGUCUGCUGGAGAGGUGAAAUUUCCGGGCUGGCGCCAGAUUGUGCGUACACUUGCAGCUUCAUCCGCAACGAUACGAAUGAAACUAUCUGUGUCAUGAGUGUGAAAACUCCGCCCACCCCCGACACAGACCAAGCACUCUCGGCCAUUAAUGUGUCACCGUCGCCACGGCAAUCUCUCCGGCCCUCUUCUCCCACCACUACCAUCAAAAAUUCCAUUGCGAAUGCCGAGGCAAAGUUGAAUGAACGUCGUGCACGGCUCAAGCGGUCAAAAAAUGAUCACAAGCUACUUAUUUCCAAGUUGAAGAAAGAGGUUGAUAACUUCAAUACACGUCUCAGCGGUGGUUCCGAUAAAAAUCGGCAGAGGCAAAGAUUGCUACAACUUGAGCGCACAAUUAAGCAGACCGAAGAAGCUACUAUCGCCAUUGAUGUUCAGUUACGGAAUCUAAAAGCUACCCCGGAAGAGGAACUAGAAGAGUGGAAUUCUCGAAAAUGUGCCUUUGAUCAAGAGAUGGAUCGGGUGAAAUCACUCAAGGAGGAAGUGGACGCCGCAAGGAGGACGGCAAACCGUAGUGUAGCUUCAGCGAAAUCAGAACUGGCCUCGGCCAUCCAGAAGCGGGAGCGACUCCAAGGGCGUCAACAGCGACUAACCGAACAGCAUGAACGCAUUACAAGUGCUAAUAACCAGGGUCUCAAUGAGCUUGAACGGAGAGCGGCGGAGCAGCUUGCUAAGGAACGCGAACGUGCUAGUAUCGAAGAAAGCUUCAACGAUCAAUUAACAAGCAUUACUCGCUCGAUUCAGGAUUAUCAGAUUCGGACGGGGCACCUCUGGCAGCAAGCUACGGCCGUAGAGCAGGCCUACCAGCAGCAGCAACAACAACAAAUGCUGAUGAGUGCAGGGCCCCUCACUCCGGAAGGCAAUCUACCAGGAACCAAUCCACCGCCUCAUGAAGCUGGCACAUCUACGAUGUCUCCAAUGCCUUUGACUACGAAAUCCUUUUCGGGCUCAAUCUACGCCAACUUUGGUGUCAACGAAUCCGGGGGAUUUACCGACCGCCAAACUUCAAUGUCGCCCGUUGUAGCUACUUCCCAUCUGAUGAGUGUGGAGCAGCAACAACCAUACCCUUCCUCUCCAUUGGCUACCGCUGACCCUUUCUUUGGACCCGAACUAAUCACGCACCGCCAUCGAUCACUCUCCAAUUUCUCUGGUGCUAGCUUGCCAGCAGAGCAGCUCCCAACACGACUACGAGAUUCGCCUGAUUCUACGUGCGAGACUAACCCAAAACGUGCAACACAUUUUGGGCCAAGUGCUCGCCGGUUUACCAGAGCUGGUAGCCAAGGCAGCGCUAGCGGUAGUGGUAGCGGCACUGACAGUGGGAGCGGAAGCCCUCAUUCUAGUCGAGAGAAACCGAGUUGGUGCUAAAAGUUGUAGAACGUCCUUUCAUCAUUUCGGUCCUUUUCGAUAUUGCAUUGUUGUCCUGCUACAUCUACCUCCACGUGCCUGCUUAACCCGUCCAACCUUUGGCUUGCGUUCUAGAUACCGGAGAGAAACUAGCGGUGCUACGUUCGAUAGACCUCAAAAUUCUCAUGCAUGACUUCAGCAUACUUUAGCCCUUUCCAAUAUUAUUACUACCCCUAUCGUGCAUCCAGGGACCAACCGCUCAGCACUGUCAACUCAGUUUCUCACUGUAUGUGGCGGAAAUGCUUAGUUACAGCGUACAUUAUACUUUCGAAAAGUCUUACGGACAUACAUGUUUAUAAAACUUUUUCCCUCGGAUUUUGGCGUGUGGUUGGACAAAAUGUACAACUUAAUGUACAGCUUGGAACUUAGGAGUACGUACCCGGGAAGGGGGAAGGAGGAGGAGACGAGAAAACGAAGAGGAAUUCCCCUAUCGAAAGCUUGCACAACUCUCUUUGCCCUUCUUGGCCAUUAGACAAUGCGGGAAGGGAGAACGACUGCCAACCAGCAAUCAGGACAAGAGUAGGUAAAAUUAAAAGAGUUUUCUGCGCACAAAAUCCUUUUUUUGAAUCCCACAAAGAACUAUUUAGGCAUCAGACAUCUUGAGCGAAUAUAUUUAAACCCAUCAUUCCAUCGUUCAGUUGUAUGGCUUUACUUUUUCCUUUCCUUUCAUUCCUCCUUCCUUUCUUUCGUAUUCUGCAUUUUUUUCCACUUUUUUCAUUCUCAUGACGUGAUUAUGAUUUCGUAGAACACCCUGCCUAAUGUGUUAAAUGGAGGCACCCAACCCCACACACGGCUUCCUUCCAUACGCCGAAAAGGGAUAUUAAGAGGUAAAGUCUAUGCUUUCUCUGGGGCCUUGUUCGAUCCUUCAACGUAAGCAUGUAGAGUCCCUGAAUGGGAGGAGUACUUUAGUAUAAAAUUUUAUUUAUUCUAUUGGGAUGAGUGAAGCGAAGGAGAGUGAAAAUAAUCACUAGAGUAAACGCCUGACGGAUAUAUGUAUACAUAUAUCAAAAAAUCCAUCUACAACAAACACCUAGAAAGCACGCAGCUCAAUGUGAACCUCCGUUUCUAC
Molecule: messenger RNA, 6581 nt
Organism: Blastomyces gilchristii SLH14081
Lineage: Eukaryota; Fungi; Ascomycota; Eurotiomycetes; Onygenales; Ajellomycetaceae
Product: AcrB protein
Exons: 3
Coding region: 2441-5473 (1010 amino acids)
Source: RefSeq, a predicted model, not a curated record